Thamnophis elegans (Western terrestrial garter snake) is the source of this 1643-nucleotide messenger RNA. RefSeq names its product family with sequence similarity 122B (gene PABIR2). The record is from RefSeq and is a predicted model, not a curated record. NCBI's taxonomy places the organism in Eukaryota, Metazoa, Chordata, Lepidosauria, Squamata, Natricidae. Gene Ontology annotation, molecular function: protein serine/threonine phosphatase inhibitor activity. The coding region runs from base 299 to 1144 and encodes 281 amino acids. The transcript is spliced from 10 exons.
CGCGCACCCCGUCUCCUUUUCCCUCAGAGAGCCGCCGGGCGGGCCAGGCCGGGCCGCGGCCACGAAGAGGCAGGGCGCUGCCGCCCCGCGAUCCCCCCGGCAUGGGGCGCCGCCGGCGCCGGGGCUGCCGAAUCCCGCUGCACCGCCCCGGCCUGCGCCCGCGCCCACGGAGCUUGUAGCCGGGGGAGGCGGCCUGAGGCCUCCGUCGAACCCCGCCGCUGCGCCCCGCCGUCCCGCCGGGCAUGAGCCGGCCAAGCGGCCUUCCUCCUUCUCUUCCUCGCUGAGCGCCGCCCUCGCCAUGGCCCAGGCCGAGAAGAUGGAGCUGGACCUGGAGCUGCCCCCGGCCGGGAGCGACGGCGGCGGCCUGAGGCGCUCCAACAGCGCGCCGCUCAUCCACGGCCUCAGUGAUAAUUCACAGGUUUUUCAGCCUUAUGUCUUACGAACCCGCAGGAACAGCACAACAGUUAUGAACCGGCAUAGCAUGCUGAUACCAUCAUCUCCGAUCCGUAUCCCUAGUAGUCGACUCCAUCAGAUCAGGAGGGAGGAAGGCGUGGACCUGAUGAACAGAGAAACAGCCCAUGAAAGGGAAGUGCAAACAGCAAUGCAGAUAAGCCAGUCAUGGGAAGAAAGCUUGAGCCUGAGCGACAACGACUUGGACAAAUCCGAAAAAUCUUCCUCUCCAAAGAGAAUAGACUUCAUUCCUGUUUCUCCAGCUCCUUCACCCACCAGAGGUAUAGGAAAGCAAUGCUUCUCACCGUCUCUGCAAAUGUUUGUGAGCAGUAACGGAUUGCCUCCGAGCCCUAUUCCUAGUCCCACGAGGAGAUUUUCAAACAGGAGGAGUCAGAGUCCAAUCAACUGCAUCAGGCCCAGUGUACUUGGUCCCAUUAAAAGAAAAGGUGAAAUGGAAACUGAAAGCCAGCCAAAGAGACUUUUCCAGGGAACCACGAACAUGCUUUCUCCUGAUGUCACCCACCUGACCGACCUCAGCUCAUGUUUGUCUUCGGAUAUCCUGGAUGGGAGCACCAGCAGCAUCAGCUCUUCCUCCGACUCCUUGGCCAAAGGCAGCACCACCGCCGAAUCGCCCCUCGCAUGCUCCAACUCCUGCUCUUCCUUCCUCUUGAUGGACGACCUUUCGCCCAAGUGACUUUUCCCAGGGGAGGGGUCGACAUCUGCUGACUCUCUCAACUCUGCACAGGCGCUGAGAAAAUCGAUGGGAAAUGAAUCCUCCAGGACCUGAGGAUUUUAAGUACUGAGUGGAAAUAAUGAAUGCGACUUUUAAUUCUUGGCAACUUCUCCGAGUGGGUUUUGAUGAUCUUUUUUUCCUCUUUCGACCGACAUGCCAGGCCCUUAACGAUUGGUCCUUUUGGCUGUCUGGUUCUGCGGCUUUUUUUUUUUUUAAAAAAACCCCAACCCCGUUAUUUUACUCGUAUCUGUUGAGAAUCAUUACUAUCUUUGCUUUAAAAAGAAACCGCAGUGCUUUUUAGAAUUUUUCAGGACAAGCACCUAAUUUAUAUGAGUGUGAAAAUGGUAGGCGGGGAGCCUUUCACUGUUGCUAUCAUGGUCGUGGGUUCUGGAGGUAGCGGAUGGGGAUGAGGGAAUUGUUAGAAAACUGUCCUUGUUCAACAUGCUUUUUUUUUUUUUUU